Molecule: messenger RNA, 372 nt
Organism: Colletotrichum spaethianum
Lineage: Eukaryota; Fungi; Ascomycota; Sordariomycetes; Glomerellales; Glomerellaceae
Product: conidiation-specific protein 10
Exons: 3
Coding region: 1-372 (123 amino acids)
Source: RefSeq, a predicted model, not a curated record
AUGGCUGACAACAACCCCGGGAACUUUGCCAACCGCCCCACCGAAGAGGUCCGUAAGAUCGCGGCCAAGGGCGGACAUGCCAGCCACAGCGGCGGCAGUGGCACUGAGAACCAGUCCUCCGGCACCCACUCUUCAGGCACCGGCAACACCAACCCCGGCAACUUUGCCAACCGUCCCAAGGAAGAGGUCCAGGAGAUCGCAGCCAAGGGCGGUCACGCCAGCCACAACGGUGGCUUCGCCAGCAUGGACGCGGACAAGCAGCGCGAGAUCGCGUCCGAGGGCGGCAAGGCGUCGUCAGGCUCUUUCGAGCCCGGUUCCGAGAGGGCGCGUGAGGCGGGACGCAAGGGCGGUCUUUCUGGUGGUUCCAACUGA